Molecule: messenger RNA, 6819 nt
Organism: Anguilla anguilla (European eel)
Lineage: Eukaryota; Metazoa; Chordata; Actinopteri; Anguilliformes; Anguillidae
Gene: paqr9
Product: progestin and adipoQ receptor family member 9
Exons: 1
Coding region: 1942-3150 (402 amino acids)
Cellular component (GO): membrane
Molecular function (GO): signaling receptor activity
Source: RefSeq, a predicted model, not a curated record
GAUCCGCGUUGCAGCGCUGAUAAGGCGAACGGCCCUACGCACGCGACAGGAGUCAGCAGGAGCCGGCCGGUCGAGAGCAGGCCAAGCGCUUUCGGUUUUCUGCAAGAAAACGCGGCACAAAAUUAACUGCGAGCGCCUUUUGGACAAUGGACGUUUAUCACAAUCACGUCUGCUCAUGUGGAGAUACAGCCGACCAUUGCAGAACCCACAGUCAAGCGAGGCCGGUGGACGCCGGUGCAUCAGUACGGUCGCGGAAACAGCGGAUCGCUUUCACCAGCGAGACCGUGGAAACGGGACGCUGACUACAGUUCCGUUACGCAAGUCGAUCACAUUGUCAUGAUCCCUUCUCUUGUGGGCUACAGCUGCCUCUGGAUAACGUGACUCUUUGUGUCAGUUCUGGGUGCUCGAUUCAAGGACAAACUGAAUGAGAAAAACAAAACGGAGAUGAAGCCGCGACAGUAAGUGGACUCUUGCUUGGUCACCUGAACGAAAUAAUUACUCGUGAGCAGUAAAAAGACGUUUACGGGAAAUGCCGCAUUAGAAACGUUAUCAGCCAACGGACUUACGAAACACCGGCUUGCGGGUCUAUUUGAAAGAGAAGAUCUGGCCUUGUAAUCUGCCGAUAACGGACGGGGCCAGAGAAUUGCAUCUAUCUGCGUGACACAUUCUUCCUUUGGCCGACAGCGCGCAUACUGCACCGAAGUGACCUUGCUGUGAGACUGUGUAGGAAGGAUAUUACCAAAAUACUGUUACCUAUUAUCUCAUAGGGGGUCCGAGUCCAGGUACGGGGCGAAAAAUACGUACAUUUACCGGUACCCGAAUUAUGCAUGCGGACACUGAAUAAUGCAAUAUACAGUCAACCAAUCCCAGUUUAAAACCGCGAGCUAAUCCAAAUGACCUACUUUGGGUGGGAAUCUAACGCUGACGCUAGUUUUUAAAACCCUUUUUGAUGUGUUUGGCAGGAAACCAUUUGCCGCAUAGCCAUAGAUAUCUAGUAUUUGGAGUUGGAGCAGUCUGAAUGCACCUGGUAGUAUUCUCAACUGAAUGUAGUUUUUUUUAAAUAACGCAGUGAUUUGUAAACGUGCUUCAAAAUUGUACAUCAAGGUAGAACAAGUAGGCUAAAUACAGGAUAAUUCCAGAAUAUAUAGAUCAACUUUGUUAGGUGAAAUGUCAGCGCGUGACGCGCUAACCACGAAGAGCUCUGCACGAGAGCAUGAUUUAUUAACUUGAUGUUUUUUGGAUAUCCGCCAGCCUGUCGCACUUUCACCGGGGCAAAUAAGUCGAAGUGAGUAAAAAACGGAGAAGCAAUGUCACUUGUGCAUUGUUACUCCUCCAUUAACCAAAUUUUAAUUCUCGAGUGCUGUUCUAGCGCCGAAGGUGUACUGUGACGUUAGCAAUGCUUGUCAACUGCAAAAAUACAAAUACUGUGCCCAUGAUCGCUGGACUGUUGGACUUUGGUUUAAAACCAAAAAAAGCUUCUCUUCCACGUUGUUCAAGCCAUUUUCACUCUCAGUAACUGUCGGUAACUGUAAGGAACAACUGAGCGACUGAGAAGUAAUUUCUAACGGACUUCAGGGUUAUUGAAAUUCUUCUUCUGAGAUAGAUUUAUUUCAGAAGGAUUCGUUUGUUUAGUCUUCGUCACUGUAGACUCUGCUUAUUUUCUCCUGCUGUCAGCGCAAUUCAACUGUCAGGGCUGCCGUCGGAUUAACGAGUCGAUCAGCCAGGCUCUGUCCGCUACGGCGGCCUUUGUGGUGAAUCGCUUCGCGGGGCCAUUAAAACGUUAAGCGGCAGCCAUGCCGGUAUAAGAACACUCAGGACUGGGAAAGGUGUCAGUGGCGCGUGUUUAAGGACCAAUAAGCCCUCAGAGCGAUCCCUCCUUCCCGCACCCGUCCCGUCCCACCGAGCCGAGCCGAACCGAACCGAGCCGAGCCGAGCCGAGCCAUGUUUCUGAAGAGAAGCCGUCCUACCCAGCCGCUCCUCCGGCACACGGACGUGCCGCCGCGCGUGACGGAGAGCUUCAUCCUCUCGGGCUACCGCUUCCCGGACUACAGCCUGCGCGAGUGCCUGGUCUCCGCCUUCCGGCCCACCAACGAGACCGGCAACUUCUGGACGCACUUCCUGGCCGUCUUCGUCUUCGCCUUCCACUUCCUGGAGCUGUUCGUGUGGGAGGGCACGCUGCCCCUCAGCGACCCGUUCUUCUACCCGUUCUGGAACUACUUCAUCGGGGUGUUCUGCCUGCUGAUGGCCAGCAGCAUGGCGCACCUGCUCAACUCCAUGUCGCUGCUCAUCCGCGAGAUCUGCUUCUUCGUGGACUACGGGAACAUCAGCGCAUACACGGUGGGGUCCGCGCUGGCCUACUUCUACUACAUCCACCCGCAGGCGGGCGCGGUGGGCGAGCGGUGCCCCAACGCCACCCGGCACGGGCUGGGGGGCGCGGGGGAGCCCUUCCCUCCUCUCCCUCCUCCUCCUCCUCCUUCUCCCCCGUCGCCCGAUCUCCACCGUUUCUUCGAGAGCUUCUACAUCCCCAGCGCCUGCCUGGUGGCGCUGAUCUGCACGCUGGCCUGCUGCAACACCAGGCAGCACUGGCGCCGCUACCGCUACGUCAUCCGCACCACCGUCUUCCUGCUCCCCUUCGUGGUGGCCUCCACCCCCGUGUUUUACCGUCUGCUCCUCUCCUCCUCCUCCUCCUCCUCUUCAUCGUCCUCCCCCCCGUCCUCCUCAUCCCCCUCCUCCUCCUCCUCCUUGCCAUCCCCUUCCGGGACCCUGGCGCAGUACUUCUACCGCCACUGCUUCUGGCUGCUGGCGUCGGCGCUCUUCAACAUCAGCAAGCUGCCGGAGCGCCUGUCGCCGGGCCGGUUCGACGUGUGGGGCCACAGCCACCAGUGGUUCCACUGCUGCACCUUCCUCUCCAUCCUGGACGAGCUGCACAUGAUCAAGGGCGAGAUCCGGGCGCUGGCCCUCCGCCCCGCCCUCUCCCUCUCCCUGCUGGCCCCGUCCUCCCGGCCCCGGUCCCGCCCGCCCAUCGCCGGCCCCACCCUCUGCUCCACCUACGGGGUGAUGUUCGCCCUGCAGGGCUGCAUCGCCGGGAUCAUAUCCUGGUUCGCCUGGCGGGCCAAGGCCUCGCCCUCCGAGCGCCUCAAACUCAACUGAGCGGGGAAAACGAGCCGGGACCGGAGUCUUCAUCGAUUCUUUCUUCUUCAAGUUUUUUUUUUUAUUUUUUUUUUUCCGAUUUUGUGGGUUACUCUCUGUGUUCCUUCUGUGGCAGAAAUCUCAAGACCUAAGUUUUCUUUUGAAGUUUUAAUAUAUCGUGCUUAUAAAUUCAUAAAUAGGGCCAUAUGAAUAUGAUGUGCACAUUAAACAUGUUCUUUUCAUUUUAUUUUAAGGUAAGAAGCACCUUACGGCCCCCAAUCGUGGGAUUGGGGGACAUCUUUUGUUCAACCCAGUGUGGUUCAGAUGUCAAAAAACAUCUGGCGAGAAUAAAACUUUAAAAAGAAAGGAAAAGAUCAGAGAGGGAACUGCUAUGUCUGUCAGAAAUGUGAAUUUCUCUCGUUGAAACAAUACGCACAGUGACACAGCUUGUAUUUCCAGGACAAUCCCUGCCUUUUUUUCGUGUUCAAUACCUGUGUGAACUUUGAACUGCGUGUAGUACGUUGGUCGUAUCAGAUGAUGUCAUAUAAGGCUCACAGUGGACCUCUGCCCGUGAAAGGGGGAGUGGCCGAUGUUUAGGAGCUAUUGAAACAUUAACAUUAGUAAGAUAAAUAGUUACUGCUUUAGGUAGGCAGAUUAUUAUCUAACAUAGUUGCUUCUCUCAUUGGGUAGAUAAUCAGGUCGAAGGUUCUUCGGCUGAAGCUCGAAUGAGCUUCAUCCUGAGCCUUAUGAAAGUGUUUCUUAUGUUUUUUUUUUGUUUUGUUUUUGUUUUUUUUGGUGAUGCUAAUGUGACUAUUUCCUCUCCUUUUCCUACGUGACGCAUGUGCAGUUUUGAGUCCGUAUGAGCUUUUUUUUUUUUAAAUUGCUUGCAGGGUAUUCGCUUCCAAACCGAUCUUUAAGACCAUUCGCAGUGUGCUGCUAGGGGCUGGGGUUUGGGAAGGGAAGCCUUAGGCCAUUUAGCAUUAGCCAGGGGCAUUGUGGGACCAGCUGUUCAAACACUGCCACAGCCAGCGGUGACACCAAUUAAAACCACUCACGCUCUGCUCUCCUCUCCCAUGGCGCUGGCUGUCCUGUCCUCCCUCUUUUUCCACCCUCCCUCUCACUCCUCUUUUUCCCCUCUGCACGUAUGCAUCUCUCCCCUCCUCCUCCUCCUCCUCCUCCUCUCUCGCUCGCUCGUAUUUCCUCUUUUAUUCUGGGCGAAACCUAGCAACAGGAAGUGAAGUAGCAGACACAACACGAAUGGUGUUUCACUGCAGAAUUAGUCCACUAAAAUUUUUUUUUUUUAAACUGCACACAAGAGCAGUUUUAGGCAGGGUUUUUGUGUUGCUUGCAUCACCAAUUCCUCAUUAUAAGGAAACAGACAGUACUAGCCGUGCAUCCGCACAAUGGUGUACCUGAUGUUAUAACGUCCAGUUCCACUGUCGUUUGCUGGGGUCUGUUCUUUUACUAACAUUAUGAAGGUGGUGUUGUCAAAAGAAAAGAAACUCAAUUCAGCCGAAGGGAAAUGUGUGCAGGUGAGAUGGUGGAGAUUUUGUACUGUAAUAACAGCGGACAGUUAAAGGCCUGGGCGUUCUGUCAGUUAGUUCUCCCAAUCCACCAGACCACCUCAGCCCAUAUCUGAAAACCUAACUGGGAGGAGUGGACAUCUUAAAAGCUCUGCUUUAUGCGGUGAGCUGUGACGUCGUUUGGAAAGACGUUCAAAUUUCUGAAGCGCUGAGUUCUACACUGAAUUCAGAGAGCUGGAGGAAGUGGAGUUUACGGACCUGUGGUUUUUUUUUGUGGUUUUUUUUGUGUGUCUGUGUGUGUGUGUGUGUGUGUGUGUGUGUGUGUGAAAAAAAUGCAGUCUCACUAAAGAACAUGGUGUUUGUGAGAGAAGCUGCUGACUCAAUUGUUAUGUAAUUGUUUUUGUAUUUUUUUGCACUCUUCUGUUCUGUGAUCACUCUUCAGCGCCGCCAGUGAGACAGCUAAUGAGCCGGCCUUCUGUUCACGAUAAAACACCUCCAGAUGGUCUGCUGAAGUCCCGGCCGUUAAGUGACCGGACUGCAAAACGGUCCGUCUUGUCCUAAACACUGGUUUUACCCUCGUUUAAUCCCAGACGUGGACACAGGGGCCUUCGCUGUCCUCUUCACUCUAGUGUACCUGCGUGGGAUAAUCUAAAGCUCUUCAUUUCUGUUGUUCAGAAACAGGUGAAUGGGGGAAAAAAGAGUGGCACUGUUGUACACCUCUGACCUUUUUUUUUUUUUUUUUUAGAACUGCUUCGAAGACGUCUUGAUGUUUAAACUAAUGGCAGAAACUGUUUUUAAGUUUUUAAACUGUUUUUAAGUUUUCCUCAAGUUGAUUUGCACUGCAGAUUGCACCGGUGAAUCUGAAAGGUUGUACGGGUCAUUGUCGCUUUCUUUUAAAUUGAUUAUUUAUUUAUAAAGCCUGUUGUGAACGUGUCGGCCAGUUAACCAAUCCUCUGCGUUGUUCCGGACCGUGUCAGAGCGUCGCGGGCCAGUCAGGGAGCAGAAGAGCUGGUCAUCAUGUCUCCAGCCAAUCGGAGCAUUACCCUCGAUGGUGACUCAGACCUCGGAGCUGAGUUUUUUUUUUUUAUCAGAAAUGAGAUGUGAGCCACCCCUUCAGUCAGAAACUGCGGAACGUUGCACUUCCUUCAAAAUGAACCGCCUCUCAUUGGUUCCUACGGAGGGAUCGUUUUCUUUGUACUGGUGUGAUCAGGGCAAGAUUCUUGAUCCGAGGAGGGUGGAUCAAGGCUUGUGCCACACGGUUUCUUCUCAUUGCUUUCUUCUCCUGUCCCAGGGUGAGAAGAGUUGGCUCUUUGUCUUCAACAAAGAUAUUCUGUGUGCGGAAUGGGGACCAUUGGCCGUGGCUCCUUAUGUGACAGGUUGUUUUUUGGUACAGUUGCACCUUUACUGUAUAAUAUGCCUCAGGAUGGUGUUUGUAAUAGUCCUUUAUGGUGGGGACGUUGGGGGAGGUCAGUGUGUGGAAGAUCUUUGCAUAGAACCUUCUAGGUGCAGAUCCCUUACUGUAUAGCACCAGGAAUUGUGCAAUUAUUUCCCCUGACAUUUUGCUCCUAUGUGAGAUGUGUGAUGAUGAUGAUUGUGAUGAUGAUGAUGACGAUGAUGAUUGUGAUGAUGAUGAUGUUGACCAUGAUGAUGAUAGUGAUGAUGAUGAUGAUGACGAUGAUGAUUGUGAUGAUGAUGACAAUGAUGAUGACGACUAUGAUGAUGAUGAUGAUGAUGAUGAUUAUGAAUUUCAGCGUUCUCUGGGUGUGUUUUUUUUAAAAAUUCUGUAUCGCUUUAAUUUCUCGACCUGUCCCGGUCCUGAAGGGCUGGGACGCCAGACUUGAAACCGGAGUGUGAAUGUGAGGCUGUGAUUUUGGGUCACAGUGUACCGUACUCAGGACGGCCGGGCCCGUGGGGCACCGCACUCAGUGUUCUGUCAGCGAUUAAAAAUGAGCAUAUCCUUUAAAAAUAAAUACAUAAAUAGGCCUAAUUAACCCUGUAUUACAUCCCAGGUUAACACAUCUGAAAAUGAAACUGUUUUGAACUUUCUUUUCUUUUUUUUUUAGUUUUUGUUCUUUGUUUUCUGCACUGAUGUAGAAAAUAUUGCACUCUUGAGAGCUAGCUAUUGAAAUCUUAAAAAACUAAUAAAUUAAGCCAAUGAGAAUCGCGC